Molecule: messenger RNA, 2777 nt
Organism: Medicago truncatula (barrel medic)
Lineage: Eukaryota; Viridiplantae; Streptophyta; Magnoliopsida; Fabales; Fabaceae
Product: ubinuclein-1
Exons: 13
Coding region: 244-2421 (725 amino acids)
Biological process (GO): chromatin organization
Cellular component (GO): nucleus
Source: RefSeq, a predicted model, not a curated record
GAAAGAAAAAGCAGGAAAAUUUUACAAGCUAGCUCGAAUUUCAGUUAAAACCACCAUAGAACACACAGUGUCAAUUUUUUUCAAUUUAAUUUCAUUUUCGUUAAUCAAUUUUUAAAUCCCGCGCAAUUCUCUUCUCGUUCUUCAUGUAGGUCUUAUACUCAAUUUUCUCCCAAUUUUCAUUUUCGCGUUUCUAUGUAACACCCUAAUUCUCUAGAAUUAUCGGUUUCAAUAAAUUCGGUGCCGAUGAAGGAAGAGAAGAAGGCUUUUUCGUCAUUCGUGAAGAAAGGGGGCCGGCAAAUGUUCACGGUGGAGCUCCGGCCGGGUGAAACCACCAUAGUAUCAUGGAAGAAGCUGCUGAAAGACGCUACCAAGCCUAACGGAUCGGCUUCCACCUCUCAACAAUCCCGGCCGGAGCCUUUUCCGGGACAACCUGUCGAGGUUGAGGAAAAUGAUCCAGCUCAGCCACACCGUUUCAGUGCCGUAAUAGAGAAGAUCGAACGCCUUUACAUGGGUAAUGGUAGCAGUGAUGAUGAAGAUCUGCCCGAUGUUCCUGAUGAUGAUCAGUAUGACACUGAAGAUUCUUUUAUAGACGACGCUGAGCUGGAUGAAUAUUUCCAGGUUGAUAAUUCCAAAGUCAAACAUGAUGGGUUCUUUGUAAAUAGGGGGAAAUUGGAACGCACUGAUGAACCUCCUGUAUUACCCAACCAGCAACCAAAGAAAAGGCGCAAAAAAGAUACAGUGAAGAAUCCAGAUGAAAAUAAUAAUGUCCUUGGAUCAAAUAAACAUGUAAAAGUGGGCAAGGUAGAAUCUGGGAAAACAACUUCCAUACAGGCGAAGAAUGUGUGUAAUUCCUCACAGAAUUUGGCUGUACCUGGUGAACAUUAUGAAAACUUGAAACCUCAGAAUCAAUUGGAUAUCUAUGGAAGUAGUUCCAAAAAGAAAACUGCUGAUACUAAGCCAAUAUCGGUCUCUUCUGUCUCUUUGAAAACAUCAAGUGAUGAUUUCCCUGCUGCCACGUCAGAAGCAAAAGAUGCUGAUAAGAAGAUAGGAGCUUUUCAAUCUAAGAACACAAGUGGAUCAUUUGAUGCAACUCACCAGAAGUACCACGAAAAAGGUGCUCAUGCACAAUCCAAAUCCCAACCUGUAAAACCCUCAAAGAGUAUUGAUGGUUUAGAAAAUAUCAGUCGGUCGAAAGAAAAAAAUGGUAGGCGUCAUCAACUGCCGGAUCUUAACCUGUCUGUGGGAAAGCGUACUACCAAAGCAACGAAAUCUGAAUACAUGCACAAGAAAGACGGGUCUAGCGUUAGGCCAAAAUCUUCAAUGCUUGAGAAGGCUCUUGGCGAGUUAGAGAAAAUGGUCGCUGAGUCAAGGCCCCCUGCAGCGGAAAACCCAGAGGCUGAUAAUACAUCCCAGGCAGUCAAAAGGAGAUUGCCCAGAGAAAUAAAGCUAAAGCUUGCUAAAGUUGCUAGACUAGCGGCAAGCCAUGGGAAAGUAUCAAAAGAGUUAAUUAACCGUCUUAUGAGUAUUCUUGGGCACUUGAUGCAACUCAGAACAUUAAAGAGAAACUUAAAAACAAUGAUCAGUAUGGGUCUGUCAGCAAAGCAGGAUGAUGAUGAUAGGUUUCAACGGAUAAAAAAGGAAGUUGUUGAUAUGAUUAAGAUACAGGCCCCAACUUUGGAGUCCAAGCAACAGCAGAAAGCUGGAGCAUCAGGUGAUGUUCAAGAAUUUGGUCCUGACGGAAAACCAAUAACUAAAAGGAAUUUUAGUAUGGACGCUGCAUUGGAAGACAAGAUUUGUGAUCUCUAUGACAUUUUUGUUGAUGGCUUGGAUGAAAAUGCAGGUCCACAAAUCAGAAAGUUGUAUGCCGAGCUUGCAGAAUUAUGGCCAACUGGUUACAUGGACAACCAUGGGAUCAAACGGGGAAUUUGCAGGGCAAAAGAGAGGCGCAGAGCAUCACACUCAAAAAAUAAGGAUCAGGAAAAAAUUAAGAGGAAGAAGUUGUUGGCAUCGAGGCAAGAGGAUAGCGUUCAACUUGAUUCUGGCUCAAUUUCAUCACAGCAGAACCAACAAGAGAAAUUAGCUCCAGAAUCUACCAGCCAUGCUUCUACUUCAACGAACAAGUCCGUAUCUACUACAAGCACAGCUGUCCGGGUCCCCAGUCCCACAAAUGGUGUAAAACAAGAAAAAGCAAAGGGAAGUUCAAGCAGUUCCAUGGACGAUGUCCGUGUUGCUGACGGUGUCUUAACAAAGAAGGCGAAGAGAAAACCAGAACUUGAGUUGGAAGGAGCAAAUUGUGGUCCCGAGAAGCUUGUUCCUUUGCAGGAAGAAGAAAGGCCCAGGUCCCAAAAACAGUCUUCUGGUCUUCCCACCAAAUCAAAUCUUCAGCCAACAUCUCCUCCAGGUCUUGAACAGUCAAGCUAAUUAACAAGAGUGGGAUGUCUGUCAUAGUUUUUUUAAUAGUAAUUUACCCAUCCCCUCUAUUUUGUCUGUCAAAUUGUUUCCUGUUUAUUGUUACUAUUUUGUAAUUAGAUAUCCUUUGAAUGUUAGUCAAGAUUUAGGUAUAGAUAAAGUAGAUUUGUUAGUUGUUAUUAGUGAUAGUGGCAUUGGCAGACGUUUAACAGUCUUAACGCUGCUUCUCUAUGGACGGCGGCACCAUCUAUCACAACCAUUAGAUAUAGUGUUACUUAAUUGUACGAGUAUGAUUUUUCUUUUUACUGGAACAUUCACCUGUAACAUGGAUUAUAAGGUUCAAAUUUGCCAAAUUUCCCUUUUUUUUA